Molecule: messenger RNA, 4065 nt
Organism: Micropterus dolomieu (smallmouth bass)
Lineage: Eukaryota; Metazoa; Chordata; Actinopteri; Centrarchiformes; Centrarchidae
Product: carbohydrate sulfotransferase 12-like
Exons: 4
Coding region: 229-1476 (415 amino acids)
Biological process (GO): carbohydrate biosynthetic process; proteoglycan biosynthetic process
Cellular component (GO): membrane
Molecular function (GO): sulfotransferase activity
Source: RefSeq, a predicted model, not a curated record
ACGGUGUUUCUCUGUGCAGGGCGCCGCAGGCAUGGAGCAGAAGUGAGAGCAAAUCCAUGGAUGGCCAGUUAGACGCCUGUACAGCACACUCCUGUAGUGCACCAGCACCAUGACGAGCCCCAUCCUACCACAGACUCGGCUAUAGCGGCCAUCUGUCUCCAUGGUGAGGGAGAGCUCUUGGACCUUGACUCAGUUGCCAUGGUGAUCCUGUAGCGAGCAACAGCCACAAUGGGAACGUCCAGGAUGUUCCGCAUUUUUGUCGUCCUGGGCUCGGCCUUCAUGAUCCUCCUGAUCAUUAUCUACUGGGAUGACGUCGGAGCGUCUCACCUGUAUUUGCACACUCCUGUGUCACCGGGACCCAAAAUCCCACAACCCCCACCUCCCCAGCAGCGGCCCCAAACCUCCCGAACCCCGUCCUUCCUGUCCGACAUCGAUGCCUUCGUUAACCAGUUCUUAGAGCCGGGAACUGGUGAGCCCACAGACCCCGCCCCAGCAGACACUAACCAAUCAGAGAAAGCAGAAGAACGGUAUAUACCGCGGCGGGAGUGGAAGAUUCACCUGGCUCCUGUAGCAGCAGAGCUCCGUGAGAGACAGGAGCAGCGGCGGAGGUUACUUCAGGAGAUGUGCGCUAAUGACAGCGUGGUGUUUCCUGGCAAAAAUCGUUCGUUUGAUGACAUUCCCAACAAGGACCUGGAUCACCUUAUUGUGGAUGACAGGCAUGGCAUUAUCUACUGCUAUGUUCCCAAGGUAGCGUGCAGUAACUGGAAGCGCAUCAUGAUAAUCCUCAGUGAAAGCCUCCUGCGGGAUGGUGUUCCCCAGAGUGACCCGUUGGCCAUCCCCAGGGACCUGGUCCACAACAGCAGCAUGCACUUUACCUUCAACAAGUUCUGGAAGCGUUACGGCAAGUUUGCAAAGCACCUAAUGAAGGUGAAGCUGAAGAAGUACACCAAGUUUCUUUUCGUGCGGGACCCCUUUGUGCGCCUCAUCUCUGCCUACCGGAAUAAAUUUGAGCUACCCAAUGAGGAGUUCUAUCGCCGCUUUGCACAGAUCAUGCUGCGCCGCUAUGCCAACCAGCCGACACCUCCUGCUUCUGUGGACGAGGCGUUCGCGGUGGGUAUCCAUCCCUCCUUCUCCCACUUCAUCCAGUACCUCCUGGACCCUCAGACAGAGAAGGAGAUGCCCUUUAAUGAGCACUGGAGGCAGGUGUAUCGGCUUUGUCAUCCAUGCCAGAUUCAGUAUGACUUUGUGGGCCACCUGGAGACGGCAGAGGAGGACGCCGAGCACCUCCUGCGCCAGCUGCGGGUGGACAAUGUGGUGGAGUUCCCCACCUCCCACAGAAACCUCACAGCCAGCAGCUGGGAGACCGAUUGGUUCAGCACAGUGCCUGUGGAGGCUCGGAGAGAACUCUACAAGCUGUAUGAACCUGACUUCAGGCUCUUUGGCUACGACAGACCAGACUCGAUCCUCAAUGAGUGACUCAUGUUUCUACAAAACAGACCCAGACACAAUGUUUUCUCUGUCAUGAAAUGAUGUUACACUCCAACAGCAGUGAUGCCUCCCUUUUGUUCUGGGCUUUGCAGAUGUGUUCUUGUCUGCUCUACACUGAAUGUGCACAUUAGUAAGGACACUCUAUGGAAGCACACUAUUGAGGUGAAGCCAGGUAAUAGCCAUUGUCCAUUAUUGUUUUUCUUUUUAAAUCACAAAGAUAAGAAGCACACGAGUCAAAGUUAGACAGUUGACAUAUGGAUUUCGCAAACAGCACGUGUCCCCAAGAUGUUGCACAUUCACUGUAGUUCUUAACUCAAAACUCCAUGUUGAGUUUCUUGCACUCCUAACUCUGAUGUCACGCCUCACCCGUCAUUUGUGAUGCCACAGUUGUGUAUUGACUAACUGUGAUCACAGGCUUUGUAGCAGGAUGUUUGAAACCUCGCCGAUGUGAUGUCACAGAGCCAUACCCCAUGUUUGAUGUCAUAGAAACCUCACAGAUGCAGUGGACAGUAAAUUUGGUUAAAACAAGGUGUUACUAGAUAAGUUUUUAAGUGUAGUUGCACUAGAGUGUUGUCACAUAAAUUAUUUUACAUUGUGUACGUGCUAUGUUUAUUCUAAGCAUGAAAGGGACGCUUAUGUUAAAUACAUACUAAUGACAGCUAUCAUCAUCAGAAACCGAUAGAAUUCUUUUAUACCUCAUAAAUACACAGAAUAAUACUCAUAUGUUACGUAACACAUAUUGCACCACCUUAACGGCAAACCCUACUGCAUCUUCAGACAACAUUUUAGGAGUUUGAUUUUGGCAGUUUCAGAGCAUAUGUGCCACAUUGUAGCCUCGUCAUAUAGGUGCACAGCAGCUCCAGCAAACAUUAGACUGCAUCGCUGGAUUUGUCUCAGCUUGCCUUUGAGGCAUAAACUAGAGUUUCAACAUUCUUUCGUUUUCAUCCCAGCUGGAUGAACACACUGAGCCUGUUUAAACAAAGGGAACAUUUUCAUUUAUUGCUUUCUGUUAACAUGACAGUGUUAUUGUCAGCAUUCGAUGUGGUUUUGCAUACAAGCUGCAGUUAUUAACACUGAACUACAUUGAGUAACCGCUGGAGACUGCAACAGUGUUCAUGAUAAACAGGGACGGCAUUUUCAUGGGCAGCAAGGGGCUGAGCACAUUACGUGAAGCCAACAAGUAGUGUUUUUCAGUAUGUACUGUUGCAAAGACAUCACUCCACAAUUUGGAUUGAUGCUAGCAUGUUAUAUACAACUGUAAAUUUGGUGCAAGAUUAGACUGCGGUCAGUAUUAAGGUCAGAGUUUCCAAGUAAAGGUUUGAUCAUGGUUAGAGUCUGGUUCACAUCAUGAUCUGGACAUGCAUUGGGCUUUGUGUUUUAUAUGAAAAGAGUGGGAUGAUAAGAUAGUGCCUUGGGUUGCAAACGUUUACAAAGCAAAAAAGUAUUUUUGUAGAAGGACUUAAUUUUUACUUGGAACACAAUAUAGUGAGCUAUGUGAAGCCACAACAAGGUAUAUUUGAUAUACUGGGCCUUGUUUACCACAUUUAUUAUUUGGAGAAAAUAGGAAACAACGGAGCCCUUCAGCAGUACUGUCUUUAUGGGAGUUUGUGUGAUUGAUGAUGCUGUUAGGACGCUUUUCAGUGUGUUUGUGUCCAGUGUAUCACGCAGGAUUACUGUGGUUUGUACUGUAUGUGAUGUCAUGGACAUGCUGUGUGCCACAUUAUUCUGCAAGUCACUAACAUUUACACACGAUUGAGUCAGUGUUGUCUCACUGCCUUUUGGUUUAUUUGUUUUGUGUUUUGUGUAUUUUGUGUACAAAAUAUUCAGUAUUUUACUGUAUUGUUUAUUUUAAUCAAACGUUGACUCUUGAUUGACCUAGUUGUCACCUGGAUAGGAAAGAUUUAUUAAGCAUCAGCGGCUGGUUUCACCAAAUAUCUGUUAUCAUCUCUGAGCAAGAGAAAACAAACACUCCCACCUCACCAGUGUUUGGAUUGUGAGCCAGUGACAUUGCUAUAUCUCUUAAGUAUUUUUUAUUGUAUUUUCUGUCCUGUUGUUAACCAUGCCAGCAAUUUUCACCAUGGCUGUUUUUGCUUUGAACGUGCAACACUAUAAAACAGAAUCAUUGUGUAAGGCAAAAGGUUAAUUUAUUAGCAGAAUAAAAACCUAUGCGCACAUGCUGCUUUUGUAAAGGGAAAACAGAGUGUUGAUGGGUCUUUAUGAAGGUUAGAGCUUGACUGGUGAUGCAUAUUUUCACAGGGAAGCUACAACAGCAUUAAUGCUUUAAACAGAUUAAAGUUUGGUUGAAGCUGCAGUGUCAAACCUCGUCCUACAUUUUGACCUCAUGACAAUGCCUAACAUUAAAUCGUGUAACAGACCAAAAACCCAAAAUCUAUUUUUGUGAUUCAUGUUUUUGUAAAGCAAGGUCACGAGACUUUGUAGUCUGACAAACUUGUUCCUUCUCUCAUACUUUGGGAAAAUGCAAAGUAUUCGUUCAGCUUGAUCAGUGUUAUGGUGUCAUGCGUCAUCUGGUCUUUGUUCUAGGGAAAUAAAGGUUGUGGGGCAUGAUGGGAAAUGUAA